Messenger RNA from Rhineura floridana, 4348 nucleotides. It is a transcript of the gene TRA2B, whose product is annotated as transformer 2 beta homolog. Gene Ontology annotation, molecular function: RNA binding. The transcript is spliced from 7 exons. The record is from RefSeq and is a predicted model, not a curated record. Gene Ontology annotation, cellular component: spliceosomal complex. Bases 115 to 960 code for a protein of 281 amino acids. Lineage: Eukaryota; Metazoa; Chordata; Lepidosauria; Squamata; Rhineuridae. Gene Ontology annotation, biological process: positive regulation of mRNA splicing, via spliceosome.
GGGCACAGAGGCGGGGCUUCCGUAGCUUCGUCACUUCCUCUGCAGAGAAAGCUCGCGAAGAGACGGUUUAGUAGUAGCAACCGUGGUCAGUGUCGAGCGCUCCGAGGCGAGAGGAUGAGCGACAGCGGGGAGCAGAACUACGGCGAGCGGGAGUCCCGUUCCGCUUCCAGAAGCGGAAGUGCUCAUGGUUCCGGCAAGUCUCCAAGACACUCACCUGCUAGAUCAAGGUCCAAGGAGGGUUCAAGGCGAUCUAGGUCGAAGUCUAGAUCGAGAUCUGAAUCUCGAUCCAGAUCAAGGAGGAGUUCUCGUAGGCAUUAUACAAGAUCACGUUCACGUUCUCGAUCCCAUAGGAGGUCAAGAAGCAGAUCUUACAGCCGCGACUAUCGUCGCCGACACAGUCACAGCCAUUCUCCUAUGUCUACUCGUCGGCGUCAUGUUGGCAACAGAGUAAGGCUGGGAUGGCAGCAGUUGACCAGAGAUAAUUCAGCUGUGUGUGUCUUUGGAGGUUCUAAAGUUUUCAAAUUACCCAGAAAUCAUGCAAAUCCCGACCCAAACUGUUGUCUUGGUGUGUUUGGAUUAAGCUUGUACACAACAGAAAGGGAUCUGAGAGAGGUAUUCUCCAAAUAUGGCCCAAUUGCUGAUGUUUCAAUUGUAUAUGACCAGCAGUCCCGACGUUCUAGAGGAUUUGCUUUUGUGUACUUCGAAAGCGUUGAUGAUGCUAAGGAGGCAAAAGAACGUGCUAAUGGAAUGGAGCUUGAUGGGAGAAGGAUCAGAGUUGAUUUCUCAAUAACAAAAAGGCCUCAUACACCUACUCCGGGAAUCUAUAUGGGGAGACCUACUUACGGUAGUUCCCGGCGAAGAGAUUACUAUGACAGAGGUUAUGACAGAGGAGGUUAUGACGACCGUGACUAUUAUAGCAGAUCAUAUAGAUAUCCAUGCCAUCCCCACUUCAGGUUGUGAUCCUCCAAAUCCAAUAAUCUUUUAUUCCUCAAUAGAAUCCAUUCCUUUAUCCAGACUAAGCAACAAGCAGCAAAAUAAAGUCUCAAAUUUGGUAAUCCCAGCCCUCCUCUUUCUUUGGCGUCUUGUAAUAAUUUAAAUUUAAAUUUAACUCUUGGUUUUUUCCCUGCCAAACAAAUUUAGAAAUAUCUUUUUGCCAUUGUUUGAAAGGUAGAUCAGAGGAUAUGACAGGUAUUGUUUGUGCUUCUCUAAAUUCUGAAGUACAUAGGUGUCGACCAUAUGCUCCACCCUGAGGGAUCUUAAUCUGGAGGUAUGAUAGCUCUGUGAUAGUUAUGUUCGUGGCAUCUCCAGCUAAAAGGAUAGGAUUGCAGGUGAUUGAAAGCCCCUUAGUCAGAGACUGUGGGGAACUGCUUUCAGUCAAGAGUAGACAGUACUGGACUAGAUGGCUUCAUUCAGUUAUAUAUUUGCUUUCAGAUAUGGCUUAUAAUGGGCAUGAGCCUGUGUGAUCUUCUGGUUCGUGCACAGCUCUCCCCACAUUCUGGCACAACCAGAAGGGGGAUCUCAGUUCUGUUUUUUAUUAAUUACAGUUUGGUGUUAACAGCCAAACUGGAAACUGUGGUCAGUCUUUUAAUUAUGGCUUGUUGAAACAAGGCAGCUUCAUAACCCAUUGUUUGAAAUUGAUAUGUUUCAAGAAAUCAUAGUUAAAGAUCAGCCACAGUUCAUUGGGUUCAAACCACCCCACAAGCCACGAUCAAUCAGAAAGGGAAACAAAAGCUUCCAAAUGCGUCCUCAGUAGCUGUGUUGGAGAGAGCCUGCAAGCCUGAGCUCACAGAGGCUAAUUGAGGCGUCCAGGUUCAGUCAUCAGCUGUGUUCACACAUAAUGCUAAACCAUGGUUUAAUACUGUAUGAAUGAGCCUAGUCUCAGACUUGUACUCUCUUGCCUCCUCCUGAGUGGCCUGGAGGAGUAGUUUGGAAGCUUCCACUUCUACUUUUACUAUUAUUAAUUUUUUUAAAAGAAGUCUCCCUGCGCAGCUUAAAAAUAUCAGUGAUAAAGACAGUCCCUGCCCUCAAACUUAAAAUCUAAGAUACAACAGGAAAAAAACAGAUGGAAAGGAGGAAGAAAGGUGUAUUAUUUUAUAAUUUAACUGAAUUUUAUUUCCAUUGGAUUGAAUUUUUUGUACCUUGCUUAGAGACUGUUGUAAUGAAGUGGUAUGCAAAUUGUUUAAAUAAGUAAGCAAUCUCUUAGUUCAGCAUUCUUAUAACUGGAAUGGAAUGAUUUGGCGAGGAGGAGCCAAAACGUUCUGGACUUUCCUCAGAGCUGAUGGAGAGGCAAAUAUACUUAAAUCACAGUUUGAAGUUGGAUUGUUUUUAAGCUAAAUAGAGUUAAUGUUAACAACAGUUGCUCAGUUUGGGCAAAAUGACAAGCCAUAGUUAAGUAAAACCCAAAGCUUCCAGACUCCUGUCUGUGCAGGGCUGAGAACAUGCAAGCCCAGGAAAAGAUUGGGCUCAUUUACGUAGUGCAUAGGAAAUCUCAGGCAUCGGUGCUAAAUGCAGCCCUUUGGAAUCCUUGUAUCAGGAUUCUCUCCAGGCAACACCUCCCAUGCAUGGCUGGAAUAUGUCCUUGAACUGUGGUAAGUCUCUUGCUUGCCUAGAGAGAGGGUAUGCAUGCGUGUAUCCCUCCCAGAUUUGCCUCUUGCCCUGCUCCAAAAAGUUAUCCAUGAGAGAAUGCAGCACUCAAACUGAAAAAGUUUCCUUGCAUUUGCCAUACCAUGAUUCAACAUUAUGCCUGAAUAGACCAGUGUGUGGCUUGAUAUAAAGCCACACCAUAUGUUCCUUUGAUUGAUUCAAAUUGUAUGUUGCUGAGCUUCACUUAAGUUUCUCCCAUCCAAUAACUCUACUGUUCUAAAUGUUGGUGUUGCAUAGUCAGAAAAAACUUGGGCAAUUCAUGCAAUUUGCCUCUGCAUCAUUUUCACUGACUUUCCCCUUCCCGGAGUAUCCCCCUACAUUAUAUCCCAUUUCUUUCCUGAUGGAAGAGGGAUUGGGAAAGCCACCCACAAAACUGGAUACAAUUGUGUGUGUGUUCAUAUAUGAAAUUCAUUCAAUAAGGGCUUUACCUGUUUGACUUUAAUUAUUUGAAGACAAUUGCAUCAUCUACCACCUAAGCCCAGAAUAGGAACAUUGUUAUAACUACAUUAUGUUUUAUUUCCCCCUGGCCACCCCAUAAGAUAACGGUUCUAGUUAAAAUUACAUUUUGUGCUUGUUCUUGCAUCCAUAAAUGUUUCCUCAAACUGGACUUUUAACACUUGCAAUCUUGGAACUUUCAGUUGGUGUUUUUUUGUACUAUGCUCAGUGGACUCAGUUCUGAGUAACUUCGAAUAAUCUCUGUCCUGCCUAUAGUUGCAUAUAUCUGCCUUCUACUUUUUUGAUAGCUUCAAUAUCUCUGUGAAUGGUAAUAAACUCUGUAGGAAAGGAAAUGGUCUGGUAUUUAGCUAGAAACAAUCUAUAAUGGGCCUAAUGCAAUAGAAAGGCCAUUAUCUAGUUCACCCAUAGGGACUGUUGUUGCUGCUGGACCUAUGCUAAUUUGGGGAGUACCAAAGUUUUAGUCAGCUUUGCACCCUCACACUUUAGUUAUGAAAGCUGAACCAAAAUGCAGGACUGAGUUUCUCAGGCAUCUUUGAUCUCCUGCCUUUGCAAAUUUGUAGGGGGGGAUAUGUGGGAAAUAGCAUGAAAAUAUUUGCAGGGGAGGGCAGAGCAAACAUGUCUCAGUGGCCAAGAUAAGGAAACCUCCAUAUAGUUGCAAAAAGGGGGAAUGGCACCUUUUGCCAAGGCAGCACAGUUUCGGUGAUAGGAAUGUUUCUUUCCUAUCCCUAUACCCAACUGAGAGCAGGUUUGUUUUGUUUGCUUUAAUGACAUCAUAUAGCUAAAUCUGUUUGGCUACAUAACCCUGCAAUGUCAUUGUGUUCUAUAUGUGAUCUUUUGAUGGUUCACUCAUAAGAAGAAAACUCGUGCAAAUAAAGAUGGUGCCCAAGCAGCAAAAGUAGAAAUAAGAGAUGGCAAACAGCAGCAGAAAGGUACUGGAGAUGUGGGAGGCUUGUCCAAAGUGCUUUUCACACUUCAAAUUUCAAGGAUAAAAAUUCAGCACAGCUAUAAUAUUCUACCAUUGAUGUGUCAUGUGAGGCUUCUUGACAUGUUUGCUCCAUUUAAGUAUUGGAUGUAAUAGGUGCCAAAAAAGUAAUCUCACAGAACAUAGAAAAUACUAUAGUAGGGACUGAUAUAGACCUUUUUUUUACUGUAACUCGCCAGUUUGCAAUGUUCUUAAAAUGGUGGGCUGUGCACAAAUCAUGGCUUGUAUGAAGAUCUGUAGUUGGUGUGAUACUGAUGCAUCUUUUGA